This is a messenger RNA of Fusarium coffeatum, 1551 nucleotides long. RefSeq lists its product as uncharacterized. The record is from RefSeq and is a predicted model, not a curated record. Gene Ontology annotation, biological process: transmembrane transport. Gene Ontology annotation, molecular function: transmembrane transporter activity. Bases 1 to 1551 code for a protein of 516 amino acids. NCBI's taxonomy places the organism in Eukaryota, Fungi, Ascomycota, Sordariomycetes, Hypocreales, Nectriaceae. The transcript has 4 exons. Gene Ontology annotation, cellular component: membrane.
AUGAGUAAUUUGGCGGAUACUCCUUCCAACGCUUCGGCCAAUAGCGAUGCCCUGGAGCUGGAGGCGGCGGGAUACCAGCAGGCUAUGCCUCGUCGGUUCUCGCUGUGGUCUCUUGGUGCAUUGUCCUUUACCCUGACUUGUACUUGGCUGGGAGCCGGAUCUUCAGUUGGUAUCAGCUUGACUGAAGCCUCUUCUGCUGGCACCCUGUGGUCCCUUCCGAUCGCUGGAGUCAUGACCACGAUCGUCUCUUUGGGUAUGGCGGAGCUUGCAUCCGCGUAUCCAGUCGCCGGCGCACAGUACUACUGGUCAUUUAUGGUGGCAAGAGAAGACUACAAGCCCUUUGCGUCUUACCUGAACGGCUGGAUGAGCGUCAUCGGCUGGUGGCUCGCCUCAAGCUCAGUCUCCAACUUCGUAUCAUCCAUGAUCCUGGACAUCGUGGGUGCAUGGUAUCCAGACUGGGAUCAAAAGCGCUGGCAUCAGUACCUCAUCUACGUCGCACUCAUCUGGAUUGCCACAACUGCCAACAUCCUUUGGUCACGAUGGAUUCCUCUGUUCAACAAGAUGGUCUUCUUCCUGUCCAUCCUGACUCUCAGUGCUACGACCAUCACCCUUUUCGCCAUAACGAAAAAUCAUGCUUCGGGAAAAUUCAUCUUUACUGAUACUACUAACAGAACAGGCUGGUCAAGCGAUGGGUUUGCUUUCAUGCUCGCUGUUGGAAACGCGGUGUACGCCUUUUUGGGUAGUGACUGUGGUGCUCACCUGUGUGAGGAGAUUCCAAACCCAGCAAAGAACGUGCCCAAGGUCAUGAUUUAUCCGUUGCUUAUGGGCCUGUUCACUGCUUUUCCCUUUGCAGCUUCGCUUAUGUAUGCUAUCUCGGAUGUUGAGGCUGUGUUGACCACGAGUACUGGACUACCCUUGUUCGAGAUCUAUUUCCAGGGAACAGGAUCUCGGUCUGGGGCAUCUGUUCUCAUGGCUUUAUUUGCUUUCUGCUUCUUUGCGAAUCUUGUCGCCAACGCUACAACUUCGUCGCGAACACUCUGGGCAGUGUCGCGUGAUGGCGCGUUGCCCUAUUCGCAAUUCUGGGAACGGAUUUACGGCCUCAUCUUUCUUGGCUCUUCCACUGCCUUCUCAGCGAUGGUCAGCGCGGCCAUCAUCUUCCUCCAAACGUCAUGCAUCAUUCCUCAAGCAGUCCUCCUUUAUAGAGGACGCGAAAAAGUCUUGCCACUGCGAUACUUCAGCCUGGGAACGUUCGGUGCUUGGAUCAAUGGUAUUUCGGUUGCCUGGGUCGUCUACCUCGAUAUUCAAUAUUGUUUUCCGACCGUGAUGCCUGCCACGGCGGAGAACAUGAGCUAUGUUUCUGUGGUGUUCGUUGGACUGGUGGGCUUUGUUAUUGUUCUUUGGCAUACUACUAAGAAGGGUACCUUUACUGGACCGCGGAUCGAUCUUGAUCUAUUGAAUGCGCGACGGGUGGCAGCUGUUGGACCUUUGGAGGGGCAGAGCCCUGCUGAGUAUCAUGCUUUGAGAACUUCUGAGACUGGAAAGCAAGACUAA